Molecule: messenger RNA, 1731 nt
Organism: Akanthomyces muscarius
Lineage: Eukaryota; Fungi; Ascomycota; Sordariomycetes; Hypocreales; Cordycipitaceae
Exons: 3
Coding region: 1-1731 (576 amino acids)
Biological process (GO): regulation of DNA-templated transcription
Molecular function (GO): DNA-binding transcription factor activity, RNA polymerase II-specific; zinc ion binding
Source: RefSeq, a predicted model, not a curated record
AUGGCAGCAUUCAUCCUAGAAAAUGGCAGACUCUGGAAUGACCCUCAAGCAAUUGCCUUGCGACCCAAGAAGAGGUCGCGCAAGUGGGCACCAAAGAAGCGGACAGGCUGUUUAACGUGCAGGCAACGCCGUGUGAAAUGCGAUGAGGGCAAGCCUUCUUGUCGGCGCUGUGCUAUUGCUUCGAGAGAGUGCAUUGGCGUUGGCUAUGCGGUUUCAGUACUGCCCGACGCCGCUUAUCAAGAAUUGAACUCCAGAGUUCUCGUCCCAGAGCGUCGGGUAGGACUGGUGCAUCAGCCCGACGUCACAGUCCGUCCGCCGGGCGUCAAGACCAACGAGCAAGAGGUGAUGCAGUUUCACUUUCUCUGCCAGGUCGCCGCAUCCAGCAUGGCCGGCGUGUUUGACCAAAAGUUUUGCUCCCGCGACAUGCUGCAGGCGACGAGCUUCCAUCCGAUUGUCUGGCACGCGUCCUGCGCGCUGGCCGCCAUGUACCAGCGCGAAGUCCUGCUGGCCGGCAGCAGCGACGUCAGUGGCCGGGACAAGACGGUGGCCCAGAGGCAGGGUCUGCGCAGCUUCGCAUUGGAGCAGUACAACCAGUCGAUUGCAGGCGUUCUCGGCAUCAUGAAGUCGGCGGAGCUGUCGAGCCUCGACCUGGAGGUGCUGCUGACGACGACGCUGCUGUUCACGGCCAUAUCUAGUCUGCAGGGGGACAUGCCAGCGGCGAUUGUUCACAUCAUCAACGGGCAACGGAUCUUGCAGAGAUGGAAGAGGGGCAUUGCAGACAGGCAAACGAAGGACACGGGCAGUAAAAGUUGCUCGUCUAUUGGCCUUCUUACACCUAGUUCCGUUGAAGCGGUCAUGGGCCGUUUGGUCAGCCAGUCGUCCACUAUUCGGCAGAGGCCGUGGUCAGAGGACUACUACAGGAGCCUGGAAACCCCAGUGAUCUCAGAAGACCCUUUUUGCUCACCAGAGGACGCGUACUAUGAGUUUGAGCCUCUGAGCAAGGCGUACUUUGAGCUCGGGGAGAAUAACAAAUUCAUCAUGGACCCGUCGAAAAAGCAGCCAGCAUUUCAGGUGCGCAGGGCGUAUUUGGCCGCCCUCAGCGAAUGGACCAUUAAAUUCCACCUCAUGCAGCGGCGCAAAGGCAUCGUGGACUCGCCAAUCAACAAAGAAGCGAUCCUCGUCUUGCAAGCCCGGCAGAUUGGCAUGGAAAUCGAGGUUCAGAGAGACCCCGCCGGGCAAGAAACAACCUGGGACGAGUUCGACCCGCAUUUUGCCAGGAUCGUUGCCCUGGGCGAGCAGCUGAGAGACAGCCUGCACCAAGGACCCGGGCGCGUCUUUUCAUUCUCGUCGUCCAUGAUGGACGUCCUCUUUCUGACCGCCAUACGGUGUCGUGCGCAUGGGGUGCGCCACCGGGCGCUGGAGCUUCUGCAGCGGCAGAAUGCCAGAGAGGGCCUCUGCAACAGCAGGCUUGCCUUUGCCAUUGCCGCUGGGUGGACCGAGAUUGAGGAGGCACCGGGGACAGCCAAGCGGAGCACCGCUGCUGAUGAGUUGAUCGCAGAGGAGGAGGGCGAGGAAUGCGCCUGCGAGGCUGAGCGGUUCGUAUGUGGUGAGCAUCGCGUCACAGUGGUAGGAGGCGAGUUUCUUGUGGAUGAUGUCGGCACCAUGAGGUACUGGACGAAGCAAGCCUUGGACCACGGAUUACCGGGAGAGAUCCGACAACUGGCCUGGUGA